CAAAAAGCAGCAUUUUGUUAUUAGUGUCGUUGACCAGUCAUAUCUGUAAAACGCUCCAGGGCUUUGUAACUGUAAACAUCUGUUCGACGUGACCGUGUAGGGCGCCGCUAAGGUAGGCUAUUUGUAAUCUGUGCAAGAAAAGGCUACCAGCUGAAAUGCUUCCUGACAGUUGUGUAAAGCGAGACAUAGAAGACAUGGAUUACCCACCAACAACUGGUGGUGGUACGUAUGAUGCGGUGCGUCUGAAGGAAAACAAUACAGAGAUCAACACAGUCCACGAUCAGAGGAUAAAGAACCUGUGGGAAACUCCAAUCACGUGACACAGGCGCCCAUGCUAUUGGACAAAAGUGCGCAGGCCCCUUCAGUUUGAAUCUUCACCAUGCAGAAAGCCACGUACUAUGACAACACUGGGCUGUUUGGAGGCUAUUCAUACCCGAAGUCUGAUUCCUACAGCUAUGGCACAUCCCACCAGCCUUACUCCACGUCCAAUAUGGAUAGUGAAUAUCAGGGUCCAAUUUGUCCCAUGCAAACAGCAUCUGUCCGGCCACCUGCCCAUAAAAACAGUGACCUAAAUGGCAGCUGUAUGAGACCAAGUGGCAGUCAAGGCAACAGCCAACCAGAGAGUAUUGGUGAACAGCCCCAAGCACCACCUUUGGCUGCCACCUCGCCCAACUCCAGCAGCACUUCAUCUCAGAAAAAGAAAUCCCCCACCACCAAUGCUUCGAAUACUGCCAACCCUGUCAUUACUAAGCAGAUCUUUCCAUGGAUGAAGGAGACCAGACAGAACUCAAAGCAGAAAGGCAACACUGUUGCAGCAGCAGGUGAAACCUGUGAUGAUAAGAGUCCACCCGGACCAGCCUCCAAACGGGUGCGCACGGCCUAUACAAGUGCCCAACUGGUCGAGCUUGAGAAGGAGUUCCAUUUCAACCGGUAUCUUUGUCGUCCCCGAAGAGUGGAGAUGGCUAAUUUAUUGAAUCUAACGGAGCGCCAAAUAAAGAUCUGGUUUCAAAACAGGAGGAUGAAGUACAAAAAGGAUCAGAAAGCCAAGGGGAUAAUGCACUCUCCUCUGGGACAUUCUCCGGACAGAAGCCCACCGUUAAGUGGCCCGAAUCAUAUUGGAUAUUCUGGUCAACUCCCAAAUGUAAACAGUCUCACCUAUGAUGCGCCUUCGCCUCCGUCAUUCGCUAAGCCACAACAAAACAUGUACGGCUUGGCUGCGUACACAGCACCAUUGGGUGGUUGCAUACCGCAACAGAAAAGGUAUCCUAGCACAGAUUAUGAACACCACAGCAUGCAAGGCAACGGAAGCUUUGCCAACGCUAAUUUACAAGGCAGUCCAGUCUACGUUGGGGGGAAUUUCGUUGAUUCCAUGCCAGCUUCGGGCCCCAUGUUCAACCUCGGCCAUCUCCCACAUCCCUCAUCCGCCAGUGUGGACUACAGCUGUGCCGCUCAGAUUCCAGGCAACCACCACCAUGGACCCUGUGACCCCCAUCCCACAUACACAGACCUCACCUCUCACCAUGCGUCUCAGGGAAGGAUUCAGGAAGCGCCUAAACUAACGCAUUUGUAAGGAUUCCAUUGGUGUGCCCAAGCGCUCUUUUAUUACCUCACUAGUUUAAAAGUAAUUUAUAUAACUGCGCUCCCAGAGAGUCAUACAUAUUACCCCGUAUUGCUAUUGAUAUUACUAUUACUGCUAUGAUUGUAAUUAUUUUUUAAAAAUAGCUGUGGUCCAUUUCUAUUGACUGUUGAUGGUGUGCGCAAGGGAGUGUUUGUCAGUUGUUCCAUUUUCUAAGAGCAAUGCGCAAUAUAAGGAACAUUUCAUAAGGUAUUAGCCUACUUGAAGGUAAGUCCUGUAGAUCUGACAGUAUUAGACAGCCAUCUUUAGAGGAUGAAAUUUGUAGAAUAAUAUAAUAAUAAAAAAAAUAUGGACUCAUUGUUAAGUCGUCUGGUUAGGCAUCUGUACUCUGAAUCUGUUCCUGGUUCAAUCCACUUUUAUUUAUUUUAUUUUCCUGAGACUGUAUGGCAAACAUGUAUUGCGACUGAUUGUAAUAUUUAUUAUUUAAUGUUUUGUUUUGUAUCGCGCAUUAUUUAUCAUAUCAUGUAGGCUAUUUAUAUGAACACAUGUAGAAUUUAUGCACCGUUUAUUGGACAAAUUCAUUAGAUGUCGAAACCAUCAACUGGUCCCAAAUAAGUUGGAUAUUUUUGAACAAUGGUAUUGGCUGGUGUGUUUUGGUGUAAAGAGUUCCCCAUUGUAAAUCUGGUAAAACUGGGCGAGGAGUCAUUGCAAUCAUUAGUUCAAAAGCUGAUUCUGUUGGUAAUGCACCAGCAUGUCAUUCUCAUGUCUUUGCCCAAAUCAUCCAAGAUGAAUCUUAUUUUGCAAGGUGGAUGGUCCAUACAUAAAAAAAUGACAAAACGGUAAUGAUAUGGAAAUGUUAUAUUUUAUUGUGUUACACAUUUUGUAAAUAAAGUGCUUAA
Messenger RNA from Sardina pilchardus (European sardine), 2475 nucleotides. It is a transcript of the gene hoxd3a, whose product is annotated as homeobox D3a. Gene Ontology annotation, cellular component: nucleus. Gene Ontology annotation, molecular function: DNA-binding transcription factor activity, RNA polymerase II-specific; RNA polymerase II cis-regulatory region sequence-specific DNA binding. Lineage: Eukaryota; Metazoa; Chordata; Actinopteri; Clupeiformes; Clupeidae. Bases 380 to 1570 code for a protein of 396 amino acids. Gene Ontology annotation, biological process: anterior/posterior pattern specification; regulation of transcription by RNA polymerase II; embryonic skeletal system morphogenesis. The transcript is spliced from 4 exons. The record is from RefSeq and is a predicted model, not a curated record.